AUGGUCGCGAACACCCUCGAUGACAGCUCGAACAAAUUCAGCCCCAAUAACCGGGUCAAUCUCGCCCGUCGGUUUGUUCUAUUCUCGAUCAACGCCGAAGUCCGUUGCCAGGAACCCGGGCAGAACGCGCCAGACUUGAACGCCAUCUUCGUGGAAAACUCGCGCCCAUUCGCGCAUCAGCAUAUCCAUACCCGUCUUGCUAGAACGGUAUAA
Molecule: messenger RNA, 213 nt
Organism: Penicillium chermesinum
Lineage: Eukaryota; Fungi; Ascomycota; Eurotiomycetes; Eurotiales; Aspergillaceae
Exons: 1
Coding region: 1-213 (70 amino acids)
Source: RefSeq, a predicted model, not a curated record